This is a messenger RNA of Anisakis simplex (herring worm), 813 nucleotides long. Lineage: Eukaryota; Metazoa; Nematoda; Chromadorea; Rhabditida; Anisakidae. The record is from the annotation of a GenBank genome assembly.
AUGGAGUGUACAUUGAACGUAGUUUUGGCGACGGGCAUUUCGUGCUCAUAUGUGGGUUUAAUAUACGCAUUCGAUUAUAAUGGUAGCGAUCGAAACAAUCCACGAAGUAUAAAGCGUCGCUUUUUGGGUGCUCUUAUGAGCGAUUUACUCGGAAUAACGGCCACGUAUAUGGCAAUUGGUAGGUAUCACAGAGAUCCUUUCGGAGUGAUGGGUAUCCACAGGCGAGCCAUCUUUUCGGCUGCUUUUAUCCCAGCCAUUCUCACGUCAGUAUUUUAUUUAGGCGACUGGGUCAUGGCUUGGGUAGAUGGACAUCUUAGUGAACUGUUCGGACUAUUACAAUGGCGAGAUAACUUGACGAAACUUACAUGGAUUCGUAAUAGGAUUAUGGCUCCAGUAACAGAGGAGCUGGCGUUCCGGGCAUGUACAGCCACACUGAUGUUGCAGUGUCUGUCAACAACAGCCACCGUCUUUAUCGCUCCGUUGCCAUUUGCCCUCAGUCAUUUACAUCAUGUUUUCGAUGAUAUGAAACGUGGACGGACCAGGGAACAAGCAGUACCUCAAAGGGUUUUUCAAACAUCGUAUUCUUAUUUAUUCGGAGCUUAUGCAACAUUUCUGUUCGUUCGCGUUGGAAAUAUAAUCGCUCCAAUUGUGUGUCAUUCAAUUUGCAACAAUAUGGGUCUACCGUCCUUUGAAUAUAUCGAUUCAUAUCCGAAACGUUCCACAAGAAUUUUACUUUGGAUCUCUUAUUUAGGUGGUUUCUUUGCUUGGAUGCUUUUAUUGAUGCCACUCACUGAUCCGGCUUUAUAUUCAUGA